CGUCGGCGUGGUCGCACCUCCCGCAUCGUCCUCAUCAAAGUCGCUGGGCGACCGCCAAAAUCAACGCAGCCGUCCCUCUUUCUCGCGACGGUCUCCACUUUAUCGACUUCAUACCGUUAGAAGACAAUCCUUCGUGCCCAGGCUUCGAUUGCUUCUCCCUCCUCGACCGCCCUCAUGACCAAAACGAUCCUUACCCACUCACCCUCCGUGAGACGACCCGCACGCGGCGCCCUAGGCGACUUCAUCCACCGAUGGCUGCCCUCCUCGACAUCAGCGCGCCUUUUUAUGGCCAUCACCCUUGCUGAAGCCCUCGUGAAUAUCUCCAUCGAGGCUGUACUCCUCUCACGGUAUCGUUCUACGCAGACCUUGACCAAGGACGGCACCGACAGCCUGCGCAGCUUGCCCGUCUUCGUGCUGUGCUUCUGCUUGGCACACUCCUAUCAGACACUGCUCAGCGUUGAUGCCUGCAUCAACAGGAACGUAAUUCUGGUGUUUGGACUGGUCAUUUUCAAUGCUUGUUUCCUCGUCUACUCGCUGAUUCAGAUCGGGGAGAUCCGACAAGUCUUGGGUACGGGCGUUCAGGAAGGGUCCGGCCAGACUGUGCCCGUGCAGGUCUUGACGGGGGCUAUCCCCAUUGUGAUUGGAGCCUCGCAGGUGGCAUUCACCAUCCUGGCGUGGUUCUUGUGGAAGGAAUUUGGCUGGCAGGUGUACAAGGCCAUCAUCGGCGCUGACCGCAUGCUCAAGAAGGCUUAUGGUCAAUACGCUCUCUUUGUGGCCCUCCUCAAGUUUGACUUUUUCGUCUUCAUUGCCUUCUGCCUUCAGCUCGUACUCGUUGUCCUUGCCUCGGACCCUGUCGAGAAGUGGCUCACGAUAAUCGCGGCACCCGUCGCUCUCCUUCUCCUCUUCUUCGCCUGGUGGUCAGUCCGCCGCGAGAAGCGCUGGGGUAUGAUGGUGUUCGUUGCCGGGCUCCUCGGGGCGGGCGUUUACUUCUCAUACAAGCUCUAUCGAAUCUGGAUGGGCAGGAGCGGCAUCUAUGCCGAGGUGUACAAGAGCCUUACCGUUUUCGCUGUCAUUGCCCUCGCUCUUGACUUGGCGACUAUCACCCUCUCCGUGAGGUGCGCGGCCAACUUUGGACGUGGACUGUGCAACGCCAUGGACAGAGCAAAGACGGAGAGGAAGGCUGCAUCGGCAGCGGGCGUGCCGUACUCGGCUUCCUUUGGUGGUAAGGAGCUCCUGCCGUUGAGCAGUAGUAGCACACUACACCUUCCGGCGCAGCCUCGCGUCAGCUUGGACUGAGGCAGCGCUGGACAUGCACCGCAGUCAGCAACGUACAUAGCCUCGACUCCUCCUGACUCCAGUCACGACUCUCUCCUCUACGCACCCGGAGUGCGCCCAGAUCAGUUCACUGCAUCGCCAUGGCAACGACGCAAGCUGGUUCUUGCGUUGUCUCGCCCGCCCACUCGCCUCGUCCUCUCUGUAGCACCCGCAACAUACCUCCUGCAGCGCCGCCAGUCGGCCUUCACGCGCCCCUUACUCCCUCAAACACACCUCUGUCACUCGCAAAGCAUCUCACCCGAUACAAACCACUGUCCUUCUUCUGUAUACUGUCACUUCACUUUGCUUUACUUAUCGGGAUACAUUGUCAUUACGCUCAUUGGGUCGU
Jaminaea rosea is the source of this 1663-nucleotide messenger RNA. RefSeq lists its product as hypothetical. The record is from RefSeq and is a predicted model, not a curated record. NCBI's taxonomy places the organism in Eukaryota, Fungi, Basidiomycota, Exobasidiomycetes, Microstromatales. Bases 175 to 1296 code for a protein of 373 amino acids. The transcript has 3 exons. Gene Ontology annotation, cellular component: Golgi apparatus.